CGGAGAUGGAGAAGGAGAAGGGGACGGGGAAGGUGGUGCUGCUCGUGCACGGACUUCUCCUCCUGCAGCUGACUAGACCCUCGCACCAAGGAGGGGUCUACAUUCCACCCGGAGCAGGAGGUGGACUAGGAGCUGGACUUGGGGCUGGGGGUCUCGGGGCUGGAGUUGGCCCUGGAGGGGGGACCGGUUUUGGCCCUGGAGGAGGAGUAGGAACUGGACUAGGUCCGGGAGGUGGAGUAGGGGGAGGGCUAAGGCCUGGUGUUGGGCCAGGAACUGGACCUGGAGGUGUUGGCCCUGGUGGGGCUGGUCUCGGCCCAGGUGGAGUUGGCCCGGGAGGCUAUGGCACUGGAGUCGGGCCUGGAGGGGUCGGACCUGGAGGAGUUGGAACCGGGUUUGGACCAGGAGGGGUCGGACCAGGGGGCGUUGGGCCUGGAGGAGUGGGCCCGGGAGGUGUCGGAACCGGGUUUGGACCAGGAGGGGUCGGACCAGGGGGAGUAGGUCCAGGGGGAGUUGGACCUGGAGGGGUCGGAACCGGGUUUGGACCAGGAGGGGUCGGACCAGGGGGCACUGGGCCUGGUGGAGUAGGCCCGGGAGGUGUCGGAACCGGACUUGGACCAGGAGGAGUCGGUCCAGGAGGCUAUGGAACUGGAGUAGGCCCUGGUGGUGUGGGUCCAGGGGGUGCUGGAACAGGAACUGGCCGUAAGCCACCAAAAACAGGUGGUGCAUAUGGUGGCUUUGGACCAGGCGGUGUAGGCACUGGUCUUGGAGCAGGUGGAGUCCGACCCGGAGGCGUUGGUCCAGGAGGAGUUGGUCCUGGUGGGGUGGGACCAGGCGGUGUCGGACCUGGAGGUUAUGGACCCGGAGGCGCUGGUCCCGGUGGUUUUGGACCCAGUGGUGUUGGACCAGGAGGAGUUGGUCCAGGCGGUUUUGGACCAGCAGGAGUUGGUCCUGGAGGCGUUGGACCGGGUGGAGUAGGGCCCGGUGGUGUCGGACCAGGAGGUUAUGGUCCCGGUGGAACUGGACCAGGUGGCUUCGGACCUGGAGGAGUGGGACCUGGUGGCGUCGGCCCAGGUGGUGUGGGGCCAGGUGGUGUUGGACCAGGAGGAGUUGGACCGGGUGGUUAUGGAACUGGAGUUGGGCCCGGUGGUGUUGGACCUGGCGGCAUUGGACCUGGCGGAGUUAGACCAGGUACAAAAGCCGGGAAGCCUUGGAAGACUGGUGGAUACGGAGGCCGUGGAGUAGGUCCAGGUGGAGCAGGUGCCGGACUGGGGGCGGGAGGACUUGGCCCUGGUGGUGUUGGACCCGGUGGAGUUGGCCCUGGUGGACCAGGAGGCUUCGGACCCGGUGGUGUUGGCCCUGGUGGACCAGGAGGCUUCGGACCUGGUGGUGUCGGACCUGGAGGAUAUGGACCUGGAGGAGGAUACGGACCAGGAGGAGUUGGACCCGGUGGUGUCGGUCCUGGCGGUGUUGGACCAGGUGGAGCAGGCGGUUACGGACCUGGCGGCACUGGACCUGGUGGUGUCGGACCUGGAGGAGUCGGCCCCGGUGGUUUCGGACCUGGAGGCGUUAGACCAGGCGCAGGUGGAAAGCCCGGAAAGACAGGCUAUGGAGGCCGUGGAGGAGCACUGGGGACUGGAGGCCUGGGCACUGGACUAGGACCAGGUGGUGCUGGAGUUGGUCCUGGUGGAACUGGAUUCGGACCUGGAGGUGCUGGAGUUGGUCCUGGUGGAACUGGCUUUGGACCAGGUGGUGCUGGAGUUGGUCCUGGUGGGUUUGGACCUGGAGGCGCUGGUACUGGACCUGGCGGAACUGGAUAUGGUCCAGGUGGUGCUGGAGUUGGACCAGGCGGAACUGGGUUCGGACCAGGAGGAGCAGGCACUGGACCAGGAGGUGCAGGUGUUGGUCCGGGUGGUGCAGGAGUUGGUCCAGGUGGAACAGGUUUUGGUCCUGGAGGCGUUUAUCCUGGAUAUCCUGGAGGACGGAAACCACCAAAAACAGGCCGUGGAACAGCGCUUGGUGGAACAGGUUAUGGACCAGGUGGCACCGGAUAUGGCCCGGGAGGAACUGGUUUCGGACCUGGUGGAACUGGAUUCGGACCUGGAGGUGCUGGAGUUGGUCCUGGUGGAACUGGCUUUGGACCAGGUGGUGCUGGAGUUGGUCCUGGUGGGUUUGGACCUGGAGGCGCUGGUACUGGACCUGGCGGAACUGGAUAUGGUCCAGGUGGUGCUGGAGUUGGACCAGGCGGAACUGGGUUCGGACCAGGAGGAGCAGGCACAGGACCGGGAGGUGCAGGUGUUGGUCCGGGUGGUGCAGGAGUUGGUCCAGGUGGAACAGGCUUUGGCCCAGGAGGUGCUGGCACUGGACCUGGUGGAGCUGGAGUUGGGCCUGGAGGGGCAGGAGUUGGACCAGGUGGUGCAGGAGUUGGACCAGGUGGUGCAGGAGUUGGACCUGGUGGAACUGGGUUCGGGCCAGGAGGUGCUGGUACCGGACCUGGAGGUGCAGGCACUGGUCCAGGAGGAGCCGGUGUUGGACCAGGAGGAGCACCCCUUCUUCCUCAGACUGGACAACCUGGUGGAACUGGUCCAGGUGGAAAGGCAGGCAAGGCAGGAAAAGCCAACAAGAUUCCAGGCAUUGGUCUUCCUGGACUGUAUCAAGGUGGGCUAGUACCUGGACAAGGCUAUGGUGGAAGAGGUGUGCUACCUGGCGUGGCCACUGGCUCUGGGGUUGGAUCUCAGUCAGGAGUUCUGGGCCAAGGCGGGGUUGGUCCCAAUGCUGGCCGUGGAGGUUCUCAAUAUAAUGGCGUGUUUCGUGGAUUCCCUCUUAUCUCACCCAAAACUGGAGCGGGAGGGAAAAAAUCUAAAGCUGGCAAAGCUGGCAAAUAUGGUGCAGGUGCUGGGACUGGGACUGGACCAGGUGGAGCUGGCGGGGCAGGCACUGGCACUAGUGCUGGCGCCGGUACAGGACUUGGGCCAGGCGGCAUACCUCUCGCUAGCGGAGUUCCUGGACAAGGCGUCGUAGCAGGGGCCGGUGGACCAGGCGGAGUGGGACCAGGCGGAGUGGGACCAGGCGGAGUGGGACCAGGCGGAGUUGGCACCGGACCAGGUGGUGUCGGACCCGGUGGUGUUGGCCCUGGCGGUUAUGGACCUGGCGGCACUGGACCAGGAGGUGUCGGCCCUGGUGGUGUUGGACCAGGAGGAGCAGGAGGAGGCCCAGGUGGAGUUGGUCCAGGAGGUUAUGGACCUGGCGGCACUGGACCUGGAGGUGUCGGGCCUGGUGGCACUGGACCAGGAGGUGUCGGGCCUGGUGGCACUGGACCAGGAGGUGUCGGGCCUGGUGGUGUUGGCCCUGGAGGAGUUGGUCCUGGAGGUUAUGGACCUGGCGGAACUGGACCUGGUGGCUACGGACCUGGUAGCUACGGACCUGGCGGAGUUGGACCAGGUGGUUAUGGACCUGGUGGAGUAGGCCCUGGUGGAGUUGGACCAGGUGGUUAUGGACCUGGUGGAACUGGGCCUGGUGGGGCUUACCCAGGAGGAUAUUCGCCAUCAGCAAAAGCUCGUAAAUACGGUUUACCAGGAGGUGCUGGAGCUGGACUAGGAGCAGGUGGCCUUGGACCUGGUGGGGCAGGAGUUGGUCCUGGUGGAACUGGCUUUGGACCAGGAGGUGCUGGUACCGGACCAGGCGGUAGAGGAGUCGGUCCAGGUGGGGCAGGAGUUGGGCCAGGUGGAACGGGAUACGGACCAGGUGGAGCAGGCACUGGACCAGGAGGAACUGGCUUUGGACCAGGUGGUGCAGGAGUUGGUCCAGGUGGAACAGGCUUUGGACCAGGAGGUGCUGGAACCGGACCAGGUGGAACUGGCUAUGGACCUGGUGGGGCAGGAGUUGGUCCUGGCGGAACUGGAUUCGGACCAGGAGGUGCAGGCACUGGACCAGGAGGUGCCGGGGUUGGGCCAGGCGGAAGAGGAGUUGGGACGGGUGGGGCAGGUGUUGGACCUGGAGGCACUGGAUUCGGCCCAGGAGGUGCUGGCACCGGACCAGGAGGAACUGGCUUUGGACCUGGUGGAGCAGGAGUUGGUCCUGGAGGUGGUUAUGCCGGAGCCAAAGCUCGUAAAUAUGGUCUGCCUGGAGGUGCCGGUGGUGCCCUGGGUGGUGGUGGCCUAAGGCCUGGAGGAGGAUAUGGGCCUGGUGGUGGAGUGGGACCGGGUGGCGUUGGUCCAGGUGGAGUCGGCACUGGCCCAGGAGGAGUCGGUCCCGGAGGAUACGGACCUGGCAGAACUGGACCUGGUGGUUACGGGCCUGGUGGCGUCGGCCCUGGUGGCGUCGGCCCUGGUGGUGGUGUUGGACCCGGUGGUGUUGGACCCGGUGGUUACGGACCUGGUGGAGUCGGACCUGGUGGAACUGGCCCUGGAGGAGUUGGACCAGGUGGUUAUGGACCUGGCGGAACCGGCCCUGGAGGAGUUGGACCAGGUGGAUACGGACCAGGAGGUGUUGGACCAGGCGGUUAUGGACCUGGUGGUGUCGGACCCGGUGGUGUCGGACCCGGUGGCCCUGGAGGCUACGCUGGUUCCAAGGCCCGUAAAUAUGGUUUAGGAGGGCCUGGUUCUGGAGUUGCUGGAGGGCUAGGAGGAUAUGGACCUGGUGGCGUUGGACCUGGUGGAGCAGGAGUUGGGCCAGGCGGAGUUGGUCCGGGUGGAGUUGGCACAGGACCAGGUGGUUAUGGACCAGGUGGUUAUGGACCUGGCGGAACCGGUCCAGGAGGUGCUGGACCUGGUGGUGUCGGGCCCGGAGGAGCAGGACGAGGUCCAGGUGGAGUUGGUCCAGGAGGAGUCGGCACGGGACCAGGAGGUGUUGGACCUGGAGGAUACGGACCUGGUGGUGGAGUAGGUCCGGGUGGCGUCGGACCUGGGGGUGUCGGGCCCGGAGGAGCGGGACGAGGUCCAGGAGGAGUUGGACCCGGAGGUUAUGGACCUGGUGGAACUGGGCCUGGAGGGUACGGACCUGGUGGUGGAGUAGGUCCGGGUGGUGUCGGACCUGGAGGAUAUGGACCUGGAGGAGUUGGACCUGGUGGUGUUGGCCCUGGUGGUGUGGGACCUGGAGCAUAUCCUGGAGGAGCAAAAGCAAUGAAAUAUGGUCGCCCUGGCGGCGGUGGCGCUCCCGGAUCAGGUGUGGGCGGUGCUCUCGGAGGGCUAGGAUAUGGAACUGGACCAGGAGGUGCUGGUACAGGACCUGGCGGAGCAGGCUACGGAACCGGAACUGGUGUCGGACCUGGUGGGGCAGGCUACGGAACCGGAACUGGUGUCGGACCUGGUGGGGCAGGCUACGGAACCGGGGUCAGACCAGGAGGAUAUGGAACUGGGCCUGGAGGCGUCGGUACCGGGCCAGGGGGAGCCGGGUACGGCACCGGAGUUGGACCUGGGGGAGUUGGUGCUGGACCCGGUGGAGCCGGGUAUGGACCCGGAGGAGUUGGCACUGGACCGGGUGGAGCCGGGUAUGGACCUGGUGUUGGCUACGGUCCUGGAAGAUAUGGAACAGGCUACUCACCUGGAUCAAAAGCUGCUAAAUAUGGUCUCGGGGCGGGUGCUGGGGGUGUCCUUGGCACAGGAGCUGGAGCAGGCCCUGGCUAUGGUCGUGGUAUGGGCACAGUGUCUGGAGGCCCUGGAGCGGGAGUAGGUGGAGUGCCUGGUGGAUACGGAGGAGGUUACGGAUAUGGCCCUGGUGGUAAAGCUGCUAAAUACGGUCAACCAGGCGGGGGAACCGGUGUGGGUCCAGGUGGAGUAGGAGCUGGACCAGGAGGCGUUGCAGGAAAUGGAACUGGGCCUGGGACAGGAGUAGGAGGUGGACCAGGUGGAACUGGGGGACCCACUGGCAUCGGGGGCACAGCUGUACCAGGGGGCGCUGCAGGGACGCUUGGAGGAUCUGGGGUUGCUGGCGGCAACGGGAGCACUGCUGUCACAGGCUCAACACCUGGAAACGGGACAGUGACUGUACUCCUCGGAGGCCCUACCGGAACAGGUGGACCUGGUGACAUCAAUGGAACCAGAACAGCCAAGGAUGGGGACGGAGCUGGAGGCAUAGAGGGCUCUGGUGGCUCACUGGGAGGAGGCCCAGGAGACGGUGUAACUGAUGGAGAUGGCGAUGGCCUGGUGAAGGUCGGGGGGACUGGCAUACCCAUCAUCGGCAGUGGCAGACCAGGCUCAGGACUACUAGUGCCAGGUGGAACAGGAGUGCCGAGUCCAGGCGCUGACGGUGGUCCUGGAGCGCCCUCUGGAGGUGGCGGUGGUGAGUAGAGUUGAAUGUUAUUU
Engraulis encrasicolus (European anchovy) is the source of this 6299-nucleotide messenger RNA. RefSeq names its product fibroin heavy chain-like. Bases 6 to 6284 code for a protein of 2092 amino acids. The transcript has 40 exons. The record is from RefSeq and is a predicted model, not a curated record. Lineage: Eukaryota; Metazoa; Chordata; Actinopteri; Clupeiformes; Engraulidae.